Molecule: messenger RNA, 948 nt
Organism: Daktulosphaira vitifoliae (grape phylloxera)
Lineage: Eukaryota; Metazoa; Arthropoda; Insecta; Hemiptera; Phylloxeridae
Exons: 7
Coding region: 99-857 (252 amino acids)
Source: RefSeq, a predicted model, not a curated record
AUUUGCAAAAACAGUUUGUUUUACCAUACAUAAAUUUAAGUUUGAAAUAAUAAUCUUUCAUUUUGUUCAAAGAAUUUAUUAUUUUAUAAUAUUAGAAAAUGAUUAAAUUAGUAUUGUAUAUUACUGGUGUCUUGUUGAGUUUAAUUGCUCAAUCACUAGCCAAUGGAUGUUUCUGUUGUGCACGCAAAAGAGAGAUUUGUGACGGGAUUGAUCCAAUUUAUAACCUAAAUGAUACAAUAAAAGAGGAUGUUUCAGAAAUAUCUAAUGAUAAUCCAGUAAAUAAUUCAGAAGAUUUGUCAUGUUAUUUUUGCCAACAAGAGACAAACUCAGUUACCUUAUCCCCCUGUGGUCACAAUAUAGGAAACUAUUGCGCAAAUAAAUUCUCAAGAGUUAAAUUUAAUUGUCCUUUUUGUAACAGAAAGAUAAAAAAUUAUGAUAACAUAGUUAAUUUGGAUGAUUGUGAAUUUGAUAAAGGAUCCAUGUUCCGAUUUCGUGCCCUUACUGAAAUAGAGUUUGGUCGUUUAAAGGAUAGUUUAAAGAAUGGUAUGACUGACGAAGAAUUCAUGGCACGUUUUUGGUAUCUUCGACGAUGCCAAGAACCUGAUAAACUACUGCUGUAUAACAUUCAAGAUCAUAUUAUAACUAAAAAAAAUCGUAAGCAUAUUGCAGAACUUAAGGCUAUGCUUUUAUCUUCAAAGUCAUCCAUAGCUUCAGAACUACAUUUGUAUCAAAAAACAUUUAAACAAGAAAUAACUGAAUUUGAAAAAACAACAUUGGAUAGAUUUUUUUAUCGAUUAAAUAUAUAUAAUAUAAAGUUCGAAUUUGAAAUACGAAAGAUAUACUUGAAUUGCUUAUAACGUUAUUAUUGAAUUAUGAAAUAAGUUUUUAUAAAAAAUACUGUUUAAAAACACUUUGAAAUUUAUACCUAUUUGCCAUACUAAUCUCAAU